AUGAAUAAUGUUUCAUAAGUCAAUAAAUUUUCAGAAUAAGAGUAUUCAAAUUAUAUUGACACUUCAGAUGUGGUAAUAUAACAAUACAAAAACUCUAGCGUUUCUGGGUUAGAAAAAUACUUUCUUAAAAUAGAGGAAUGGCUUGAAACUCCAAUUAAUAGAGAAGAAAAUAAACCAUAUGUAAUAGAAGCAGAAGGUGGUAUAGGCAAAAAAGCUUUAUUAAUAAAAUGGAUGGAAUACCAUUAAUAAUUGAAAAAUAAAAAAUAUCCAGAUAUAAUUCUUUCUCAUUUUGCUUCUUCUGGGGGAAAUAGUAGCAAUUAUUUUUUUGCAAUAUACAGAUUAUUAAAUAAACUAAGGGAAGCAUUAGAUAUAGAUUAAAAAGUGGAACUUUUAGAAGAAAAGUUAAGAAAAUAUUUUUCUUAUUGGUUAAACCAUUGUAGUGAUAAAUUAGAAAAACAACUAAAAUAAGGAGAAGUAGUAUUGUAUGACAAAAUAAUAAUAAUAAUAGAAGCAAUAGAUUAAUUUGUAGAAUCAACAAGUAACAAUAGAGAAGCGAAUAUUGUUUUUUGGCUUCCUCGUUGUUUUCCUGAAAAAAUACGUGUAAUAGUUACAUGUGAUAAACAAUCAAAUGCUAAUGAAUAUUUUUAAAGAAUAAAUUGCAAAUUUUUAAAAAUGUAAUUAGAAGAUAACAUCGGAAAUACAAUAAUUUAACGACAUAUUUAAAAAUAAUUAUUUAUAAAUUAAGAAUUGAAAGAAAAACAUUUAACAAUAUUAAAAAAUUUCGAUGAGAAGUGUAAAAAUCCAUAAUUUUAUAAGAUUUUCUUAUGUAUAUAUAUUCCUUAUCCAACUGAAAAUAUAAUUUCUUAAUAAGAAAUACCAGAUGGAACAUUCGAAAAGAUAUUUGAUAAAAUGAAUUACGAUAAUCUUAUGAAAGUAUAGUCUUAUUAAGAUUUAAUAAACUUUACUUUAGACUUUUUUUCAAAUGUUAUUAUGUAAUAAGAGACUUUUAGAAAACUAUUAAGAGUAUUCGUUUUAACUUAGAAAGGUUUAACAUUAGAUGAAUUAAAGAAAAUAACUGCUAUUUCAGUACCAGAAUGGAGAAUAUUUUUGGCUUUCUUCAAAGUUUUUAUUCUUAAAUAUAAAUACUAUUGGUAAAUGAAUAAUUUUUCAUUAAAAAAAAUAAUUUAAAAUAAAUAUAAAAUUGAUACUAAUGAAGUUAGAAGAUUACACGAAGAAAUAUCGAAUGUUUUAGAAAAACAUACAUCUAAUUCUAUCCGAAAACUAGAAGAAUAAACAUAUCACCUUUUCAUGUCCAAAAACUACUUUAAAUUAAAAGAAACAAUCUCUACUAUUGAAAAUUUUCUUCUUUUAUUCAACCCUAAUAAUAAAUAUGAUUUAUGCAGAUAUUGGUAAGCUUUAGAAGAAUAAGGAUUUGAUCCUGUUGGAGAAUAUAACAAGGCUAUAGAAGGUUUCGAAAUGCAUUAUCAUCCUUCAAGUUAGGAUGUUUUUAGAAUUAUUGUUUAAAUUUCAAGAUUUUUAAAGGAAUUUGCAGACUUCGAAACAUAUAAUACUCCUUAUUUUAGACAUCCGCCUAUUAGAGGAACUUGUGAAUAAUUAGAAGAUAUCGGGCUUUUGAGAGAAUUAGUAAAUUUGUAAUUAUUUAGUUCAAAUGAUAAGGCAGAAAUUGAAAAAGCAAAUGCUUUAGAUAAAUAAAAAAAAAAUCUAAAAUAAAAAAUUUAAGAAAAGAAGGAAGCUUUAAAAAUAUAUAAAAAAGGAAUAUCUUCAAAAACUUUAAAAAGGUAAGACUACUAAGAAAUUAAUGAAAAAUAAGUUAAUUAAGAUAAAAAUUCAACAUAAAGAAAGACUGAAAAGAUUUAAAUACAAAUACUAAGUGAAGUUGAAUCUUUAAAUGUUGAAAUACCUUGUAAUAGAGAAAAAUUUAGAAAAUAUUUUCUUAAGUUAAUUUACGAAACUAUAAAUAAUAGUAAUAAUAAAAGUUAAGAAGAAACUAUAGAUUAUAAUUAAAAAACAAUAACAUGUUCGGAUGAAGAAGAAGAAAGAAAUAAUAAAGAUAAAACAAAUGCUUUAAUGUCUUAAUUUGAUAUUUAAUAUGCUGAACAAAAUGCAUUAACUAUGUAAAAAUUAAAAGAAUGCUUUUAUCUUAGAGAAAGAUCACCAAGUAAUUAUUAUUAUAAAAGAUGGUUAUGGAUAUAAUUUCCUUGGGCUUGUUUAUCUUUAGAAUGUGAUUAUAGUGCUAAACUUAAAGAAUGUUUUUCAUCUCCUAUUGAAUAUAUGAGUGUUAAAAAAGAAAAUGAGUUUACUAAAUAAGCGUUAAAAAUAGCUAUUGAAGCUAAAUUGAAAAAAUAAAUAAUGUAUUAAAAACAAGAUAUUGUAUUACAAUAAUAAUAAUAGGAAAUAUCAUCUUUCUUUCCUUAAAUAAAAGAAAGAAAAUCAAUAAAUAUUCCUCAAAAUAAUAUGUCAUAUAGGACUUAAAAAUCCUAAAAAUCAAGCAUAUCUUUAGGUAAAUCAGUUUUUAUGAUAACUUAAUAAUAUCUAAAUUAAAACAAUUUAAAUAAGCAAUUAGAAAAGAAUUUCAAAACCAUCGAACAUAUUAGUAUUAAUAAUAACAAUGUUAAUACUUCUUCUAUUGAAAAUAUGUCAAGAUUAUUGGAAAAAAGUAAAGUUAUGAAAGAUAAAACAGUUUAAAAUUUUGAUCCUUUAAGGAUGGUUUAGAAUUCUUAGAAUAUUUCUUCUGUACUACCUAGAAUUAAAAAUGAAAUAAUUAAUCAUUCUAAUAAAGAAUUAAUUUUAUUAGAAAGCUAGGCUCAUAAUAUGAAAAUUGAAUUAGAUAUUAUAUCGAAUGAUAAUAGAAAUUUAGCUAAAAAAUUAAAAUAAAUGAGUAUAUUGCAAGAAAAUUAAUAAAAAUAUGGAGUUAAUCCUGAAAAAGUAAACUUCGCUUAAGCAUAAGUAAUGGAUUAUGAAAUCAAUAUAUCGAAAGCUGAAGAAGAUUAUUUGACUUGCUUAUUAACUAUUUCUAGAUUGAAAGGGAUUUUGAAAAUUUGUGAUAAUAAUAAAUAAUAGAAUGAGGAUUAUAUUCGAAAUUUGAAUUUCUUGUUAAAUAAUUUUAAAAAAAUAAUUAGAUGGGAAUAAGAAGAUAUUAAAGAAAGUUUGGAAAAAAUUAAUACUUUGUAAAGAAUUAAUAAAGAAUAUUAAGAAGUCUUUAAUGAAAAAAUAGAAUCUUAAAAAAAAUUAAUGGAAUAAAUUAAAUAAUAGGUUCGUGGAAAAGAAAUUUUCGACUAAAAUUUCGCUAAUACAGAUAGUUUAAUUGAAUAAUCGGCUUUGGUUUAACAAGGAAAAUUAAGAUAAGAUCAAUAAGGACAUGAUUAAAAUAAAAAAAUGAAAUAAAAUAUGAGUUAGAUAGAAAAAAACUCUAAAAUUAUUUAAGAAUAACAUGAUAGAUUGUUAGAAAAAUACGAAAAACUUAAAGAAGUAUUAGAUAUAUCAAACCCUAACUAUUAAAGUUUAUUUUAAUUUAAAAAAUUUGUCGCUGAUUGUGAAAAAAAGAAUGAGUUUAAGAGUAUAUUAUUAUCAAGGUAAAAUAUUAUUAAUAAUUUGAAAUAAAGAUUAUAGAUUAAAUAAGAUUAUUUGAAAACUGUUUUAAAAGCUAAUAAUAUUGCAGAAGAUAAAGAAAAAGAUUUUGAAGAAUAAUUUAGUAAUUAAGAUAAUUAAAAUGAAGAAGAAAAUGAUAAAAAAAAUGAUGUUCAUUUCAAAAUUAUAGAUCUUUAAAAUCAAUAAGAGACUAAAAUUAGAUUGUUACAUAAAUUAUAAAUGGUAAGACUACAUUCCUAUAUGGUUGUGGGUACUAUUUAGAAAAAAUUGGCUAUUAAAUAGGCUAGUAAUGUAUAGGAUACUAUUGAAUUUGGAGAAGAUGAGAUUAUUAUGAGCUUGGAUGAAAAAAUGGCACUUAUUAAAGAAAAACUACCUAUUGAAGAAUUCUAAUUGUUUAAUGAAAGUAAGUAUGAUUUUACUAAUAUUUAUAAAGUUAUUUCGGGAAAUAUUAGAAUUAAUAGAGAUAAUAGUUUACUUAGUAAUAAUGAUGAAGAAAAAUUUACUGAAUGA
Ichthyophthirius multifiliis is the source of this 4119-nucleotide messenger RNA. RefSeq names its product TPR repeat protein. The transcript has 4 exons. Lineage: Eukaryota; Ciliophora; Oligohymenophorea; Hymenostomatida. The record is from RefSeq and is a predicted model, not a curated record.